UUGUCUUGUAGAAUCAUCAUGGUGAAGUACACAGUGAAAGUGUUUACUGGAGAAAUGCUGCUUGCCGGCACACUGAACAGUGUCUACGUCAAACUGGUCGGCACAAAGGGAGAGAGUGAACGCAUGUACAUCCCUAAAACCGCCAGCCAAGGAUCUGUAAGUAAAAAAAUAAAAUACACCGUGCUCAAUCACUUCUCCUUGGGCAAUCUGGAGUUUGUGGUACUGGAUACAGAGCCAUACUGCCUGCUCGGCUACAUCAAAAAUGACUGGUUCUGCUCUAAAGUUGUGGUGACCACACCAGAAGGAGACACGGCCAACUUCCCCUGUUACCGCUGGAUCUCAGGCUAUGUGCCGCUGAUGAUCAGAGAGGGCACUGGUAAGCUAAUAUUCAAUGAGACCUGCCCAGAAGCCAUAGAGGAGAGAAAGAAGGAGCUGCAGAGUCGCUGUGAGGUGUACCGCUGGAGUAAAUAUGCAGAGGGUCUACCCCAAAUAAUGAAAGUUGCCAGCGCUUCUGAUCUCCCUGCUGAGGUCCGCUUCUCUUUCACCAAGGACUUGGAGAUCAAGUUCACAGCAGCCAAAGUAUUAACUAAUCUGAACCUAGCAGGACUGUCCACCAACAAGGAGCAAUGGAAAAGCCUAGAUGAACUCAGUCACGUCUUCAAUAGCCGCAAGACUGAUGUUUAUGACUAUGUCGAAAAGAACUGGAAGGAGGAUGAGUUUUUUGGGUACCAGCUUCUGAACGGCAUCAACCCCAUGAUGAUCCAUCGCUGCUCCAAGCUUCCAGAGAACUUCCCCGUCACAGAAGACAUGGUGAAGGCUUCCCUUUUUGGAAAAAGCCUUGAAGCGGAAAUUCUGAAAGGCAACGUCUUCCUGGUUGACUACAAGCGCCUGCAUGGAGUGACUGCAAACGUGAUCAACGGGAAACAGCACUUCUUGGUUGCUCCUCUCUGCUUGCUCUACAUGACUCCAGAAGAUAAGCUCAUGCCCAUCGCAAUCCAGCUGAAGCAGGAUCCUGGAGAAGACAACCCCAUCUUCCUUCCUACUGACUCUAAGUAUGACUGGCUCCUGGCCAAGAUCUUUGUGAGGAACGCUGACUUCGCUGAACAUGAGCUGAACUUUCACCUACUGAGGACUCACCUGCUGGCUGAGGUGUUUGCCAUGUCGACACUGCGUAACCUACCAAUGGUCCAUCCCCUCUACAAGCUCCUGAUCUCUCACUUCCGCUACACUCUGCAGAUCAACACUCUGGCUAGACAGGCCCUCAUAUCAGAGAAUGGGGUGAUCACAAAGAAUGCUGGUGUAGGAGGUUCAGGGAUGAUGGAGUUUCUGAAGAAAGCAGUGGCCUCAUUGACCUACAGCUCCCUCUGUAUGCCGGAGGACAUCACUACACGCGGUCUGGAGUCAAUCCCCAACUUCCUCUACAGGGAUGACGGACUCAGGUUGUGGGACAUCGUCCACAGGUUUGUUCAGAAAAUGAUUGGUCACUACUACACCUGUGACUCAGACAUCCAGAAGGACUCUGAACUGCAGAACUGGAUCAAGGAGAUCUUCUUCUAUGGGUUCCUGGCAGAAACCAGCACAGGAAUCCCUCAGUCUUUCAGUUUGGUGACAGAGCUAGUCAAGUUUAUCACCAUGGUGAUCUUCACAGUGUCUGUCCAACAUGCUGCAGUCAAUAGUGGACAGUUUGAUUUUGGCGGCUGGAUGCCCAACUCCCCCAUCGCUCUGCAACGUCCACCUCCCACCACUAAGGGGCAGUGUACUGAGAGCACCAUGCUGAAGACCUUCCCUGACAUCAAUACCACCGACCAUGGUAUGGUCACAGCGUACCUUCUGAGCAAGCAGCCCACUGACUUUGUCGCUCUUGGAAAUGGCUAUCAGGAUCACUUCAGCGAGAAGGCCCCUCUGCAACUGAUUCACAAAUUUCAAGAUGAGCUGAAGAAAUACAACGUUGAAAUCCAACACAGGAAUGUCUCUUUGCCCUUGCCGUACACCUACCUGAGUCCCAACAAUGUGGAGAACAGUGUGGCCCUGUAAUGAGUCAGGGCUGUAUUUAUUAGGCCCCAAAUGGAAGGAAAAACACUGAUACAGGGAGACUACCUUGUUUUCCGUUGAAACAUGUUUUAAAGCAUUUAUCUUAUGGUACGACCUAGGAAGUUUACUCAACUGCGGUUCAGCCCACUUUUUCUUAUUUUUAAUAGCACCAUAGCCACAUAACCAGAGCU
This is a messenger RNA of Salvelinus namaycush (lake trout), 2222 nucleotides long. RefSeq names its product hydroperoxide isomerase ALOXE3-like. NCBI's taxonomy places the organism in Eukaryota, Metazoa, Chordata, Actinopteri, Salmoniformes, Salmonidae. Bases 19 to 2034 code for a protein of 671 amino acids. The record is from RefSeq and is a predicted model, not a curated record. Gene Ontology annotation, biological process: lipid oxidation; linoleic acid metabolic process. The transcript is spliced from 14 exons. Gene Ontology annotation, molecular function: protein binding; iron ion binding; oxidoreductase activity, acting on single donors with incorporation of molecular oxygen, incorporation of two atoms of oxygen.